Messenger RNA from Cyphellophora attinorum, 1113 nucleotides. RefSeq lists its product as uncharacterized. The record is from RefSeq and is a predicted model, not a curated record. Lineage: Eukaryota; Fungi; Ascomycota; Eurotiomycetes; Chaetothyriales; Cyphellophoraceae. The coding region runs from base 1 to 1113 and encodes 370 amino acids. The transcript is spliced from 2 exons.
AUGCCGCCCUCGAUACUCCUCACCGGCGCCUCUGGCUACCUUGGCGGCACCAUCCUCUCGCAGCUACUCAAUCCCCACGGCACCAAAGCAAUCCUUUCUCGGUCAGCCUACAACAAGAUCUACUGCCUUGUUCGCAACGAUGUUCAGGCUGACUCGCUGAACAAGUGGGUGGCGGCCUCGUCGAAGGCCGGGAAACACCAAGACGGCGGUGGCAUCGAGCCAAUCAUGUUCGACUAUCUCAAUAUCGAUGAGGCAGAACGAACGCUGCGCGAGAAAGGUAUCAGUGUGGUGUUCUAUUUGAUCGAUGCGUUCUCGGACAAGGGCCAGAGACCAUUGAUCGAGGCCCUGGGAAAGGUCAAGUCGUUGGUCGGUGGCGAUGUGCAUUUUCUGCAUACGACCGGAGCGAAGAUCUUCUCAUCGCAUACCGGCACACCAAUAGAUCGGCCGUUGCAUGACGACGAUCCGGAACUGUAUGAAAUCCAGAAGAAGUCGAAGGCGCCGUUGGACAAGAUGCAGGUGCCCGUGGACACAAACAACACGGUGAUCGAGCUUUGCGAGAAGUAUGGCGUGAAGUCAUAUAUCUUUGCGCCGUGCAUUGUUUAUGGGCGAGGAGAAGGCUUCGGAAACCCGAUCUCGAUCCAGACCAAGGCGAUCGUACAGUGCGCGAAAGCUUUGAGGCGGGUAUAUGCUGUUGACGAGGGAGAGCCGUCAUGGCCAGUUUGCCACGUGGUAGACACCGCGAGUCUCUACCUAUUCAUCCUCUCCGCGAUCCUCUCCGGUUCCAAUCUACCAUCAGGAAAACAAGGCUAUUAUCUCGCGUCCCCUGGCGUCGUGAAAUGGAUCGACCUCUAUCGGUCCAUGGCCAAACAUCUCCUCAAAGCUGGAGUCAUCGAUACGGAUGAGGUUGUUCUCGCCGACGAGAAGAUCCUCGAGGAGAUGGCGAAGGCGUUGCAGUGCGAGCCGAGUUUUGUGGGCGUGCAAGUGGGUGGCAUGUGUACGUUCCAGGCGCGUAACGGGCAGAAGAUUGGAUGGGCUCCGGAGUUCAAAGCAAAGCAUGCGUUAGCGGAGGGGGCCGAGGAAGAGGUCAAGUUGCUAUUGGCGAACAUGAAGUGA